This is a messenger RNA of Hipposideros armiger (great roundleaf bat), 2227 nucleotides long. It is a transcript of the gene MLF1, whose product is annotated as myeloid leukemia factor 1. The record is from RefSeq and is a predicted model, not a curated record. The transcript is spliced from 8 exons. NCBI's taxonomy places the organism in Eukaryota, Metazoa, Chordata, Mammalia, Chiroptera, Hipposideridae. Bases 126 to 980 code for a protein of 284 amino acids.
CCCGCCCUCGCGGCCAGGAGAGAAGCUUCGACUGUGCCGGGGAAGGGAAGCUCCGGUCGCGGCCGCGGCGAGUUACGUCGUUUUCCAAUCUGGCCGCGUCCGCCGCGGCUCGAGGCAGAGCCAGGAUGUUCGGGAUGCUGAGCAACAAUUUCGAGGAUGAUCCCUUCUUCUCUGAUUCUUUUACUGCACACCGAGACAGUAUGCGACAGAUGAUGAGAAGUUUUUCUGAACCUUUUGGAAGAGACUUGCUCAGCAUCUCUGAUGGUAGAGGAAGAGCUCAUAAUCAUACAGGACUGUAUGAUGGUGAAAAUUCCUUGACUGCAAUGAAUUCUUUUGUGCCUUUUGGCAGUGUUGGUGCUAUGCGUGCAGAUGUCAGCCCUUUUCAGGCAAUGGACCGAAUGAUGUUAAAUAUGCGAAACAGUAUGCAAGAAUUACAAAGAAACUUUGGUCAUCUUUCCGUGGAUCCAAAUGCACAUUCAUUUAGUUCUUCCUCAGUUAUGACUUAUUCCAAAGUGGGGGAUGAACCACCAAAGGUUUUCCAGGCCUCCACUCAAACCCGUCGGGCUCCAGGAGGAAUAAAGGAAACUAGGAGAACAUUGAGAGAUUCUGACAGUGGACUAGAAAAAAUGGCUGUUGGUCAUCAUCUUCAUGACAGAGCUCAUGUCAUUCAAAAGUCAAAGAACAACAAGACUGGAGAUGAAGAGGUCAAUCAAGAAUUCAUUAAUAUGAAUGAAAGUGAUGCUCAUGCUUUUGAUGAUGAGUGGCAAAAUGAGAUUUUGAAGUACAAACCAAGGGGACAAUGGCGCAAUCUAGAAAACACUAGGAUGAGAAGUGUUGGUCAUGAGAAUUCAGGAUCCCGAGAACUUAAAAGAAGGGAGAAACCUCAUCAAAAUCCAGCCACUGAACAUGGAAGAAGAUCAAAUGUUUUUGUGGACAAGCUCAACAUCAAAGGAUCUCCUGUGAAAAUCAACAAAAAAUAAAUAGGCUUGCAUUUGUUUUGUUUAGUUUCAAUUGUUUUAACAGAGAAAGUAAUGGUGCUGGGUAAUACACAUAAGACCAAUCUCUUGUUAAAUCAGUACUGUACUUAGCAACUUUCUUCUGCUAUCUCCGUGUUCUUGGAAGUACUAGCUUCAUAUUGUCUCUACUUUAGAAAUAAAACAGAUUUUCAACAGUGUGACAAAGUUGUUAAACAUUCUCUCAAACUCUUUCCCAAUGAUUUUCCUAUUGGCUAUGUAUGUAUUCUUUUAUAUACUCAAGAUUGAAUGUGGAGCUAUUAAUAGUUCUGUAUAAUUAGUUAUAAGAAAGUGAAAUGUUAAAAAAUAGUAUCAGUUUUCACUAACACUACACUGGAGUCAUGUUAAUAAAGGUUAAAACCAUUUAGCGCAAACUUGAUGUGUUAUGUAGCCAGGUAGUUUAAAGAUUAUUUUUUAUUGGCAAAACUAUACUAGUACUAUCUUAUGAGAAAUUAGUUAUUACUUUGAUAAAGAAAAUAAAGAGUCAAAUAGCUCAUUAGCAAAGAAAAAUUUUAAAUUGCUAAUAUACCUGAGUUUUCUUAUGGUUUCUUUAUACACUGUGUUCUUUUUUGUUCUUACAUUCUUAACAUUUAUCAGACUUCACAUUGACCUUUCUCCUUAACUUCUUAAGGUAGCAAGCAUAUUUCUGCUCCCCUUUCCCACAAACAGCUUAAUCUAUUUCCACAGUUAACAUUCUAAAAGUGGAGUGUCCUUGGAGAAACUCUGCUCAGCCUUUUUGUGACAUUUAGAAAAAUGUAUGUGGUAUUCUGCAAACCUGAAUGAUUGAUUGUCUCACAAUUUCUUAGACAGGUGAUGAGUGUGCUUGAACAAGGUACUUAAUAAUUCAGUUGUUCCCUUUUUAAUUAUCCAUUUAAAAAUUCAGCUCUGGCAUUUUUAUUCUAGAAUUCAAGCGUUAAUUUGUUUUUAUAAAAGUUAGGUUUGAAGUUUAUUAGAAUAUAAAAUCUUAACUCUUAAGUCUGUUGGUUCAAGGGGAAAAAAAGAACAGAAAACCCACUAUCACUCUAUAAUCCUGAUAUCUUUCUUUUUUAACUUUGGAAAUAGAAUUAUGUAAUUGUGCUUAUACUCAUCUAAUUUUCUAUAUCAUAUACAGUUAAAUUUAGUUGGUGUUUCAUGCCUUUAGUUAGUCACUAAGAUGCAUAUGUGUUAAUUUUUAUAAUGGAAAUUGAGCAUGUAUUAAAGAUGUUAAAAAUUUU